This is a messenger RNA of Echinostoma caproni, 648 nucleotides long. NCBI's taxonomy places the organism in Eukaryota, Metazoa, Platyhelminthes, Trematoda, Plagiorchiida, Echinostomatidae. The record is from the annotation of a GenBank genome assembly.
AUGUGUCCAAAGUAUAGCGACGUUCCCGUACUUGCCCCAAUCGUAACGAAAGUCAUGAAUCAGCACCGUCUCACGGACCUCGUUUUCCGGCGGAACUCAAUCCAUGUGGUCUGCCAACAAGGCUUGAUUCAUGCCUGGUCGAGACCGGUGCGUAUCAAGGAUAACCCUACUUCCGAUUCGCGGCUUCUGGCGCUAAGCGAGUCCAUGUCUAACCCACCAACAAAAAUGACACGCAUUCGUCCUAUCGGACCAAGCGCAUCUCAUCCUACCAUGUCCCCGUCAUCAUCUGUACGAUCCCCAAUCCCCUCAGUUUCAGACGGUCCUGAUGGUGGCGUUGAACCAUAUCGUACGGAUCCCUACAAUCAUCGUGGAUCGGUGGCAGAACGGGUAGUUGAUCGCGAUGAGCCCACUGGAUUACAGCAACCUCCAACCUCCCAUCGAUCUACCGCCGCCAACGCAAUGGCACCAACAGUCACGACAACACCUGGAGCCCCGCGUCACCAGUGUGUUUCCUCGCGCAUACCAAGCGACCAUGUAUUUUCAUCCACUCAUUCGAGUUUAGAUUAUGAAUAUGUCACUGGACCCCCUGUCUCGCGGAUUCAUGGACGUGGUGUUCAGCCUCCUGCGACCAGCAGUGCUGAUGUCUAA